AGUUCAAAGGUAACAAAUGUAUAUGAGAAAAGCUUUGCAUUUGGUUGAGAGCGCAGGCAGCAGCUGCUAAAGGAACAACCCUCAAUGCAGCUGCUGGGAUUUGCUACCUGGGCACACACACACACACAGGCAGACGGACAUGCAUGUGCAUGCACGCGCUAAACUCUACACUCUGACGCACUUGGUUGGUCGCUCUCCCAGGCGCUGCUGCUGCUUUUGGCAUAAAUAGCAGAGCGCGCGCCAACUGCAAUUCAUUUUGUCCUGUAGCCUUGAGCUGUUUACACGUUUCUUUUUUCCAAUACCAAGUGCAGUGAAAAGCAAAGUUAAUAGUGGUUACAGUUAUAGUUGUGGGUGCUUUUGCACCGACAAAAAAAAAAAACCAACAUGUUGCACUCAUUUAAACAUCCCAACAUUCAUAUCGUCAUCGAAUACCAGCAUAAAGUUUGUUUCAUUGAAACUUCACCGUUUAGCAAUUAUGAAAUGAUUAUGGAGCUGGCUGCAAACUAUUUUCGCAUUCCGCCGCGUCAGCGCAUUGGGCUAACGCUGUCGAAUGGCCAAGGGCAUAUGCUGCUCGACUAUCAGCUGGAUGGGUUUCUCAUACUCUUUCCACGCCCCGAUGCAGUGUUCCAUAUGCGUCUGGAUUGGCAAAAGCUGCGCCGUGCGCUGCAUCAGCCGCUGCACGAAUCUCGUCCGGGCACGCCCAUACCGCGCGCACGCUCCAGAUCUGUGGACCAUUCGGGCGAGGAUUCGGAGAACGAUGCAGAUGCCACGCCCGUUUUUAGGCAAAACUGUUUCAUUGGCGAGCUGCCGUUGCGUGCGGCGGCGGCGCCGCUGCAGCGUUCACGUUCACGCUUGCGCCAACGCUCGCGCACGCAGCCAGUGCGCAUGUUGUCCAGCUCCGAAGACGACGACGAGUCGUCAUCGUCGUCGUCGUCGUCGUCGUCGUCCACUUUGACGCCCACGCCGCGCCGACGCAACAACAAGCGUCCGCCUGAGCGCAAGUCGCCCAGCCCCAAGCCGAAUCGCUCGCUGCGGCUUUAAGCGGCAGCAGCUACACUAAACUACACAACACUACACUACACAACACUGCUCUCUAAGCUGUAUUGCCAUCUCGCUCUGUCUCAUGUGCGCUUACCGUGCAGUCGUAUUUCUGGGCGCCAUGUCGCCAAUUUUGAGCUGCACGCGCUGCAGAUGAUCCCGCUGCCUGGACCAGCCCAACGUAUUGCAAUUGGUCCACAUUUGCUC
This is a messenger RNA of Drosophila busckii, 1245 nucleotides long. RefSeq lists its product as uncharacterized. Bases 385 to 1041 code for a protein of 218 amino acids. The transcript is spliced from 3 exons. The record is from RefSeq and is a predicted model, not a curated record. Lineage: Eukaryota; Metazoa; Arthropoda; Insecta; Diptera; Drosophilidae.